Messenger RNA from Stereum hirsutum FP-91666 SS1, 2065 nucleotides. RefSeq names its product ornithine-oxo-acid aminotransferase. The coding region runs from base 131 to 1576 and encodes 481 amino acids. The transcript has 11 exons. Gene Ontology annotation, cellular component: cytoplasm. Lineage: Eukaryota; Fungi; Basidiomycota; Agaricomycetes; Russulales; Stereaceae. Gene Ontology annotation, molecular function: pyridoxal phosphate binding; identical protein binding; L-ornithine transaminase activity. The record is from RefSeq and is a predicted model, not a curated record.
CCACCAUCAUCAUCGUCACCAACGGCGUAAAGCACUCGUUGAAGCAGCGUAACGAGCUCAAUCACACGACUAUACCGACACGGCCAACAAGCUACCGAGCUAUAUAAACAGACUAUACAGAACAGAGAAGAUGGCACCGGCUUCUACGACGACGACCUCGACCCAGUCGAAUGGAGUCGUCAAGACCGAACAGAAGGGCUCCGGUGGAGACGUGCAUCUGACUUCUGCGGAUGUGAUUCAGUUGGAGCAUGAGUACGGCGCGCACAACUACCAUCCAAUUCCGGUCGUGUUCGACCGUGGCCUCGGAGCGAAGGUAUGGGAUCCGGAGGGCAAGGAGUACAUCGACAUGUUGGCCGCGUAUUCUGCCGUUAACCAGGGCCACUGCCACCCCGCAAUAGUCUCCACUCUAAUCACCCAAUCCCAAAAACUAACCCUCUCCUCCCGCGCAUUCUACAACUCCCUCUUCGGCUCCUUUGCAAAGACCGUCACCCAGCUCUUCGGGUACGAGAUGGUCCUGCCGAUGAACACCGGGGCGGAAGCCGUCGAGACCGCGCUCAAGUUGGCGAGGAAGUGGGGGUACGAGAAGAAGGGGAUCAAGGAGGGCAGGGCGAGGGUGUUGAGUGUGGAGGGCAAUUUUCAUGGGAGGACGUUGGGUGUUAUUUCCAUGUCCACCGACCCCGAAUCCCGCACAAACUUCGGGCCCUUCCUGUCGCACGUAGGACCCACCUACGUCGACCCUUCAUCAUCCGAACCCGAAGGGUUGAAGACGAUCCGGUACGGCGUCAUUGGGGAUCUGGAGAGGGCGUUGGAGUUGGAGGGGAAGGAUGUGGCGGCAGUGUUGAUGGAGCCUAUUCAAGGGGAGGCGGGGAUUGUUGUCCCGCCGGCAGGAUACUUGCAGAGAGUGAGGGAGCUUUGUACGAGACAUAACGUCUUGUUUAUCUGUGACGAGAUCCAGACGGGCCUCGGAAGGACGGGGAAGAUGCUCGCGAUCGAACAUGAGGGUGUGCGUCCGGAUAUCGUUUUGUUGGGCAAAGCGCUUUCUGGUGGAGUCUAUCCAGUCUCCGCCGUCCUAGCCGACAAACACAUCAUGCUCUGCAUCCGCCCCGGAGAACACGGUUCCACCUACGGCGGUAACCCCCUCGGCUGCGCCGUCGCCAUCACCGCGCUCGACGUCAUCCGCUCCGAGAACCUCUGCGAAAAAUCAACCAAACUCGGAGAGCUCUUCCGCACCAAGUUGCGUGAGUUCGCCUCGUCAAAGGAAGCGAGAGAGGCGGGAGGAUUGGUGAAGGAGGUGAGGGGGAGGGGACUGUUUAAUGCGGUUGUGUUGGAUGAGGGGAAGAGUAGGAAGGGGAGGACGGCGUGGCAGUUUUGUUUGUUGUUGAAGAGUAGGGGGGUGCUUGCGAAGCCGACGCAUAGGAAUAUCAUCCGUUUCUCGCCCCCGCUCGUCAUUUCUGAGCAGGACCUAUUGAAGGCGAUCGAAGUUAUCAAGCAGUCGUUGAUCGAUUUGGAUCAGCUCGACGAUAUCCCGGGCGAAGUGGAGAGCGAGAAGGGGUUCCAGGACGAGAUCAGCAACUAAGUCAAUUCGAAGAAGUCCGAACGAACGCUGGCAUCCAGUCCGUUGCUGUAUAAUCUAAGGGAGAUGGGUGAAGGGGAUGAAGACUGUAAGUACGAUGAAAAGAAAGGGGGUGAAGUGAAGGGAAAGUCCAGGGGAGAAGUAAUGCAAGCAGAGACAGUCAGAACGCUAUCGGAAGAUGCAGACCGAAAUUUUGUAGCCAUAUCUACAGACGUAUCUACGGAGCCCACAAGCUAUUUACUCUAGAGUGUACAUAGCGGAGAGCCAUGCUUUCGAGGGUCUUGGAAGUGGUACAGUACAUAGUAAUGUAGCAUCCAGUCGUUGUUGGACAUUCUAACGCGCAUUUCAUGUUAGGCUGGGGAUGUUGUUUCGACGCAUUUCGUGAGAUUGUCGUCAGGGUGGGUAUCUCUAGACUUUGGUGCUAUUCUGCAAAGGACUCGAACGGUUGUCGCAGAGGGGGCGAGUUGGGCUGCAUGUAUCACGAGCUGUCGC